Messenger RNA from Neodiprion virginianus, 8494 nucleotides. Its product is annotated as proton channel OtopLc-like. Gene Ontology annotation, molecular function: proton channel activity. Gene Ontology annotation, biological process: proton transmembrane transport. Gene Ontology annotation, cellular component: membrane. The record is from RefSeq and is a predicted model, not a curated record. Lineage: Eukaryota; Metazoa; Arthropoda; Insecta; Hymenoptera; Diprionidae. The coding region runs from base 1729 to 3963 and encodes 744 amino acids. The transcript is spliced from 10 exons.
GAACUCAGUAAAUAAGACAAUGAUGAUAAUUGAUACUUUAAUCGCAUAAAUUGAUAUUGUAUUGUAUUGUAUCAGAAAUGGCUGGAGUACCACCUCACGGUGACAUUCACCAUCAACUUUCGGUAUGCAACAAUAACAUAACAAGCAAUCGGGAUUGCAGAAUUUUAUAUACCGUGAUUACUUGAAUUUGGCUCGUAUUUUGCUUUUGUUGCAUCGAAUUGCUCUGUUCUAUGAAAUAGCUAAACCUACUAUAAAUCCAACUAUCGAUACAUUGUUUAUUACCCUAUCAUUUACACCAUUUCUUGAAAAAUUUUCGAGUGAAAAUAGCAUUCUCAGUUUCACUAUAAACCUGAAUGCAUUGUUGCAGGACAAUAUUUUUGUAAAGAUCUUUUGUCCUGAAUACUCGAGCACUGUGUUGUAAAAUUAUUCGUAGGUAAAAAUGAGCUUACAAUAAGCCUUCCGGUAGUAUCGGUAUCGCGCAGGUUUGAAAAUCGAUGCACGCAUUUACGACUUGUUGAGCUUUAAGGAAGCUACAAGCUCUGGAAGCGAUACCACGGUAUGUUAAUUCCUCAAUGGAGUGUUUCUGUUAACAACUGUGUACCAUGAACGUGAAAGAAAUAUACCCACGGGACAGCACACGAGAUCAAUUUGAUCCUUCUCAUGGUGUAUCACAAUUUAAAAGGAAAAGUUUCGAAUGAUUUCCGAGCUUCGAAUCUUCAUUGACGUUUGUGCAUUGGAAUAAUCAACUUAGGACUGUCGAGGUGAAACAAUACAAUUCAUCCAAUAACGAACGUCAAAAAUUUCCUAAAAGACGUCACACGUUACACUUGUCAAGUGUAGCGUAUCGUAUAUUUUAUUCGUUUACUCUGCGGGUGAUGUACAAAUAUAUUAAAUAUAUAAAAUUCAUAGUAAAUUUCAUACAGAUACGUAGAUGAUUGUCGCGGUACGAGAAUGUGAUCAUUGGCCUUAUCUCUGGUGCAGCGGCGUCAAUUUAUCGACCUGAAACUAGAAUCGCAAAUCCGCGCUGCUUUUGCCCUGCCAUGCCGGGCUGUCAGGUACCUAAUCUAUCCUCACAAUUUACCGUUUGCGCGAGCUGUUCCGCACCAUUAAACGCAUUUUCUUUUGCCCUUUUCUUUUUUCGCCGAACGCGGCAACGGAGCAGCCACCCUUGCUGCUUGCAGACUUCAACAUCUCCGAGGCGCAUGCCUGAAUGCAGCCAGCUCGAGUCAGGAUCGGCUCUAGAAAACCCCGAGCCACAAGAUUCGAUCCGAAAACGAAGCUUGCGGACGGGCUGACCAGUCACUGUAUCACCUCAAAAUGAAUCUUGACUGCAGGAUUUUCUCAAACGAAAUCAUUAGCCUAAUUCCGCGAUUGAGCUUUUGCGAAGGAAGGAACCUUCUGUCAGCUGAAACCAGCUUGUGGACAUGGCUCUGAACAGUUUGAUGCAUUCGCGUUACAACCUGCAUCGUGUGUCGCUGCCACCGAAAGCAUAACGCAGCGCGACAUCGAUACGACAAUGAACUGGCACAGAACUACGCCUAGACAUGAACGUCGACCGAGAAAAUCCCUCUGAUAAGAGGAUCGAGUAGCAGUCGGAGACAAAGAGACGAAAGACAAAGGGAAGAAGAUAAGGGAAUCCGAGUGCAAGAGAGGAGAAGACGAAGAUAAAGCCGCCGUGGCGUAGAAGAACGAAGAGGGUGAACGACGGGCAAAAGUACCUGCAGAAUAAUGGGUGAAAGCUCUCCUGAUCUAAGCCUCCGCCUUCGCCGGGGUAGCUCGGAUUCCCGCGACUGUUUCUACAUGGAUUUUGCUCAGGGGAUUGACUCGGACAUCGAGGAAGUCGCCCGCCCCGUAGAUUCCUCAGAUCGGCUUCCCGACAGCCAAAUCGAAGAGAAUGGUAACGAUCUGCCACCAAUCGAGGACAUUACAACCAUUCCUGAAGAAGUUUCGGAAGAGAUAUUAGCCGAGCAGAACGACGGGGAUGAUGAAACGCCGCACGAAGGAGAUCCUGAAAAGCCGAGGGACUGGCCCGGACUUCCUGCGGCUUUGCCGUCGCCCGCGUCUCCGUCAGCAGUGAUCGUCUCCCCGGAGACCCUGUCACGUCACAGCAGUAGCUCACCUUCCCGAGUUCAUCGGCCACAACAAUUCGCCCUGGCCAUCCCCUGUCCCAGAGAACCCAUUGCUGCUGUUUGUUACCCGGGCCCGGCUUACCUAGAAGUCAGUGAUGACAAAAAUUGGAAGCACCUCGGCGCCGAUGCUUUGGCGACCACCUUGAGUGCGCUCUACGGGAAGCUGCUUGUGGUUAUGGGUAUUGCCUUUCCUAUGGCGGAGGUGAUCUCCACCUACAUUCCGCCAUCUUUUUACGAAGCUUUCUACCUUUACCUAUACUUCGGCAGUAUGGUCUUCUUGCUGUACAUGUACGCCAUGUUGUUGAGGGACAAUAAACCAAAACCAAAAAAACAGCAGAAGGACGACUGCGAUUUGGAUAGCUCACAAUCUUCAAGUGGCGCUGGAGGAGGCUGUGAUAUACAGGACACGGGAUGUCCUCACGUGGCGGUUGUUAAGCCAAGCCAACACUACGGUAGCUUUUACUUGAGGAUGGGUGCCGUGGCUUUUGGUAUAGGGUCCAUGAUUUAUUCCGGGUUAGAGUUUGGCCAGUACUUUGAACUUGAGAGAGACACUAAGUGCCACAACAUUAUGCUGGCCUUGACUCCUGCCACUAGGAUGGCGUUCAUCUUCAUCCAAAUGUACUUCAUCUUUCUCAACAACGAGCAAAUGAAGGUCUACCGACACCGCAUCGUCGCCCGAUUCGGUCUCAUGCAUAUGAUUGGCACGAAUCUUUCGGUCUGGCUUAACGUACUGGUUCAAGAGACAAAACAUGAGAUCCUUACAUUUUACGACCCGGAAAACAAUUCGCUUCGAAUAUCGCACCGACUUGGUAGCAAAGGCGGUCUUCAUCAUUCCGGCUAUAAUCAUGGACACGGCCACGGUAGACAUCACCAAGACCUCCACGCAAACGAACACACGAGAAUUCCGCGAGGACUGAAAGGUCCUCACCACAUGUUCGAGUGCAGGCGUACCAAUAUUAUGGGAUCCCUGGUGCAGGACGCUAGUCCCUUUUUAUUCCCCUGCACCAUAGAGUACAGCCUUAUUUGCGCGGCUAUUUUAUACGUAAUGUGGAAAAACAUAUCAAAAGCUGGUAUUACGCAGCCCACAACUCCUCCUGGAUCUCGACACCACGCACAGCACGCUUAUAGAAGGUCACCCCAUCACUACAGCGUGGAUUGUGCCGGAGCACACAAGGGUCUCUUCGUUGGUAUCCUGAUACUCGUACUGACGAUCAUCUCGCUGAUCCUAUUCUUCGUUCUAAUAUCACGGCCCGAACUUGUGAGUCUUGCCGUGACGGAAGUGAACGUCUGCGAGUUGACCCUCUACGGGAUGUCGACGAUGGCCACUUUGGUCGGGAUGUUUCAAAUGCGGAAGCUGCGCUACGACGGAGGGCGAAACCUCGAAUUGGACAACAUCCUGCUCGUUGCGGCUCAAACGGGGAUGUUUAUUUACUCGACGUUCACCAUAAUCGGGGGUCACUUCACCAUCGAAAAGCACACGGUGUUGGUCCUUAUCACAGCGCUGGCGAGCGUCGUCCAGACUACGUGCCAGACCAUCUUCAUCCUUGACGCCUCGAGGCGAUCGGUCGCAACUCCGGGCCAGAUACGGCGGAAACCGGGCCGAGAAAUCGUUACUUUUCUCCUGGUAACAAACCUCGCGAUGUGGGCGAUAAACACCCUGGAAAAAUCCCGUGCCGAGUCCCAUCCUGUUCAGCUCAAUUUCUACGGUUUGUGGGCCUGGACCAUCAUCACUCACGUCUCUAUGCCGCUGGCUAUCUUUUAUCGAUUCCACAGUACCGUCUGCCUCUGCGAGGUGUGGAAAAGGGCUUACAAAGUGAAGCCGACUUACAUGUGACCUAGGGACACUCAGGGUGCUGCAAGCACGUUCGCCAAGCGCCCUAAAAAUCUCCCCAUCAAUCUCGACGCCAUUGCUGAAAACGAUGCGGCGUAUUUUAUCUAAGAGCCGAAUGCCGGAGUUCCCUGUAGUUGAGAAGGAACCCUUUAACGAGUCUAGACUUCUCUCGAAAAAUUGCACUACUUGUUUCUUUGGUUUUUACUGUUGUGUGUUAUAUCGUUCGUUUCGACGUACCCACGUGACUCACCAGUUGACAACCGAAAUGCGGCACCAAUCUACACCGUUAAAUGAUUCCUGUUUUUCACCGCGUUCGUAAGCGAAAGCACCACACGCGAGUCCUGAAUAAUGUUACGACAAAACUUUUUAAUCCAAACACACAGAAUGUACCCGUUCGAUUAUACCAUCCAAAAAUUCUCUCGUGAACUUCCGUCUUCCAUUGUGGUACAAACUAAAAAACCUUCACAAUCUUUAAAAUAAUAAUUCAAAAAUAUUGCACAAAUAUGCCAGCCUAUUGAAAGCCAGAAAUUAUAAUCGUUUAAUACAAAUAUCGUGCUAUAAAUACACAGGCAUAACUGAUCCAAUUUUCCCGUUCGCGUUAUGUUUAUCAUUAUCAUGUGAAAACGGCACUUGGUGUCAUUGGACAAUAAAAGGUAUUCAUCUUAAAAUCACCAACAAUUAUUCGAAUUCAGUUUCAAUCAUACUCAUGCAACUCUUGAGUAUACGUUGUCCCGGAGACGUGUACAAUGUUCUGGUAGUCUGCAGAGGUAGAUAGACUAGUUUUCGAAGCACGGGCCGAACGGAACGUAAAAUUUGUUCACGUCAACUUUUCGAAUCCACAUGUAAAAAUUGAAAUAGGCGAAGGGAAUAAAAAUUACAAGUAAAGUAACCAUAGUACAAUAGUCCGUAAUCAUUCAUAUCAUAUACAAUAUACGAUGUAGUACCUACCUUGUAAUCAAAAUUCGUAUCACUGUCCGCGAAGGGGAUCAACUUGAGAUAUAAAUAAAAUGAAAUGAAUUUAAAUUUUAUGAAUGAAUAAUACUCAAAUUUUAUGCUCAAAUAAAACAUAUGUUAGAGACACAACGCUAUUAUAUAUAUAGAGAGAGAGAUUUGCCGUUAGCUACACAUGUAAGUGUCUCCUUACGCGUUCUUGCGUAAAAAAUAAUAGUAUUAUAUACCGAUAAACAAUAGUUUAAGAAUUUAAGUAAGGACAAUAGAAAUAAUAUAUCUAUACUAGCUUAGCGACGGUUGCAAUGAAUUAUGUGUAAUAGGAGUUAUCCGUUUGAUUUCAGUCACACUUUAAAGAGUCACGGUACCGCCAAACCAUCCUAAUCUAGAAACACUUGUUUCAAUUUAGCUAUUUAUUUAAACAAAAAUUCAUAGUUCCAAGUACCUACAUUUAGGAUACGAAUUUGAAGAAUAAAACGGAAUUAAACUACUCGGAAUUGAUGGUAAUUUCAUUGGGAAAAAGUAUAGGUGUCAUAUUAAAAAAAGAAACAACUAUUUAUCAUCAUUAUUAUUAUUAAAAAUAUUAUCAUCAUCAUUUUUCCUACUGAUAUAAUAAUUGUUUGGUCCGGAUAUUUUCGUUUUUCAAAUAAGUCUUUCUUCGUAACAUAUUUUAAGUCGGGAAUUUUUGAGAAACCGUAACUUUAAAAAUUUGGAAACUACAGAACUCCGGGUAGAGGCUUCUGUUUAUUGAAACCGCAGAAGCAUAUCGUUUAAUGAUUUUUCAACCAGUUGACUUCAAAACGCGGCUGAUUUCGAAUGGAUUACCCUAAUAACGAACGUACGAUAAAAUUGAUACCGGUCAAUAGAUCCGUGGCAACGUUCAUACAUAUAUAAAAUGUAAAAUAUCUCAUUGAUAAUAAGCUUAAGGUUUUUGUAAAUACGGCGAGAACAGAAGAAAGGAAUAAGAAACUCUAAAUGUUUAGAAUAGUCGUGUCGACCAUGUUUCUAUAUCUACGAUAUGUUACGAUACGUUAAUAUUGUGUUGUUCUAUUAUAAUAUUUAUUGUAUUAUUAUUACACGAUCCAUACCAUAUAGCUGUAUUCUACCUCUGCGCAAUCAUAUCGCACUGUAUUUGAAAAGCCUCGCAUACCGUUCAAUGAUUGGAAUCAAAUUGACCAUGUACACUGUUGGUAGACGUUUCUUUUUUGACUUGUCUUUAUUCUAUACUUAGAGCGUCUGUCGCAGCCUUCGGAUAGGCUUAAAAGUAUUUGAAAACACAGUUUGCUGUACUGUGUAAAAGUUAAUCCAGACAGCGCUAUAAUAUAUAGAGCAAGAAUCGUAGAUAGACGUACAAGGUGUUCGACGUAGGUGGUCCUAGGUCGUACCAUUCUUUUAUUUUUUUUUUUUAUUUUAAUCAGAAAGGCAAUUUCGCAGUUCCUCAUGAUCGGAUGAAACAUCGUUAACUGUACAUGGCAACUGAUUUCUAAAGUCACUAUCCGUAGAAUUAUUUCGAUGGUAAACUCACUUGUGGUCUCCCUAACAAAAAAAAAAAAAAAUUAAACAUGUCUGGGUUUGUCCGUUUCGAAAGAAGUACACCUAUUAGUGGAUACUUUGAUUUUUCAAACGUCUUGACGCAGUGCAGUGUUUAGUGAAAAAAAAUGUCGCAGGAAAGGAAUAUUUUUUGUUUAUGUGGAAUGUUGCAUUGUAUUUUAUUUCUUCUAUUAUUUUGGUUCUCGGUAACACGUUCCUGCGGUUUCGAGACGUAAAUAAUGUUCGGGGAGCUUAAAGUGUUGAAGAAAUUAUAUUAAAUUACUCUUCUAUUUCCUUUUUUUUUUUUAAUAAUAUACAGCAAUAAUAAUCAAAAAUCAUGAAUGCUUGACGCAAGCCAUAUUAUUUUUAUUCGGUCGACAAACAGUCUAAUUUAUAAUGAAAAUUAGAUUUUUUAAAUAUUCUUUCGGUUUUUGUAACCUCAGUUUCGUAACCACUAGCAACACCAGGACUAUAUUCGUGGAACAAUCUGUACCUAGAAAUGAAUGCGAUUAAGGGUCGAUGAUUAAUUAAUAGUGUCUGGCAACCUGGUAAACUCAAAAAUUUUGAACAAUCUUAACUUGUAACUCAAAUCUAAAACAAAGAUCCGUUUUCACGCUUUUAAAAAGGUCUAUAAAAAUGUCGAAAAUGACGCAGAAGCUUUUUGAUGCGCAGAUAGAGCAAAAUACUGGCCGUCGAAAUAAAAAUUUUCACCAAGUUCGAACCCCUUGAAGAGAAAAAGUAAAUACAAAAUCAAUCAUUUUUAAAUGUAAUCAAUUAUUUGUCCUCGGAAGUAUUUUGAUAACAUCUUCACCACAACGUAACAGCUAUUUUAAACACAGACUAAAAAAAUUAAAAGUACCUGAUAGUGUUGUAGGCAUUCUUAACAAAGUCUAUUUAUCAGUCAAUAAUGCCUCAAAAAUAAACUGAAUAGAAAAAAAAGUGUCAACUCAGAUCUCUCCCUCACCAUAUCACAGUAAGCGAUUACAUCGAACUCUCCUUGUAUAAUUAUGUACAAAUAAUUGAACAACUAAUGAAUGUACUAAUAACAUUAGAGGGUUAAAAUCUGGUGGACAAUCUUUUAUUUUGAUGACUAAUCAAAGCAAAAACGCUUCUGGGACAUUUUUGACCUGUAGACCGACCGUAGUAGCGUAGUUCGCAUUUACGAGCAUGCCAGUGGUCAAUGAUUUCAAUCAUAGCAAAUAUGAUCUAGGUAUAAUAUAAUUUCACACUAAGUAAAGAAUACCAAGUUUUUUUAACAUUAGAUUUGAUCUAUGCACCGUACAACCUACGACGAAACUUCAUCGUCUAUAGUUGGAGAAAAACAAUGUUCAAACGCUUUCAAAUUUUCAAUUACAUCUCAUUGACAUGAAAUUUGUUCGGUAAGAAGAGCCCAAAAAAAAAAAAAAAUGUAUUUCUUCGACAAGUUGACCACAAACCGCGUUUGAUGCCGCAGCAGCAAAGCAAAGCUUUCGCUCGAAAAAUCCGAAACCUUCAGGAAAUUUUGAAAUGCCAGAUCACUAUAAGUACCGUGAAAUCAAUCAAACAAAUAUAUUUGAAUUAAAGUACAAAUUAUGCCUCAAUUACGAUCUUUGAAUUAUAUAUACUUACAGCUUUGAUCACGUUUUCCGAUAAAUUUUAAUCGCUUUCAUAAUUGUAGUUAUAAAUUGAAAAAUUAUGAAGAUGGGUAUUAUUCUUGCCGACAGUAACGAUCGUCGCAAGAAAUUUUACGCAUAGACUAAAGACAAAAAUGUAUAACUACCUAACCUAUUGCUAUAUAACUCUAGCCCUUACUUAUUGUAAAGAAAUAAGUGAAUUAAGGGAUUCCUAAAAUACGGCACGAUUAGACCCUCAUUCGGCACGGAUAACUACGUCGAAUUCACGCCGCAUGAAUAUAAUAUCGAUCGCCAUGAAUUGUACGAAUGACGAGUAAUAUCUCUAUGCUAUAAUUUUCUAUGUCACAUACUGUAGUUCCUAUGCGUACGCAAUGUUUGUACUCUUAUACUCUUUGUACACUAUUUGUACCUUGCGACGCAAUACACUCAGUCGUCCGCAAUAA